Opisthorchis viverrini is the source of this 1372-nucleotide messenger RNA. RefSeq lists its product as hypothetical. The coding region runs from base 75 to 1181 and encodes 368 amino acids. The transcript has 7 exons. NCBI's taxonomy places the organism in Eukaryota, Metazoa, Platyhelminthes, Trematoda, Opisthorchiida, Opisthorchiidae. Gene Ontology annotation, biological process: fatty acid beta-oxidation. The record is from RefSeq and is a predicted model, not a curated record. Gene Ontology annotation, molecular function: 2,4-dienoyl-CoA reductase (NADPH) activity. Gene Ontology annotation, cellular component: mitochondrion.
GAUUUCUCCGGAUUAUCCUUAAGACUUUCGUUGGAAUUUUGACCUGACGCUGUGGUGAGCUCUGGACGGAAGCCAUGUCUCGCAAACUAUUCGUGCACCCAGCCGUCGUGAUGCCCUUAUUUACCCGAUCGAUGGGGUCAGAGAGUAGGUUCUUUCCGGCAGAGAGGACCUCCAUGCUUCGCAACAAACUGUUUACUGACCGCACUGCUCUGGUCACCGGAGGGGGUAGUGGUUUGGGGAAGAGCAUAGCAAAAAUUCUGGCUAUCUUGGGCGCAAACGUAUUCAUCAUUAGUCGCCGGGAGGAGGUACUAAAGUCUGCGUGUGAAGAGAUUAAAGACCAAAUUGGAACUAAGAACAUGGAUUAUGCUGUCGCAGACGUCCGAGAUACCGAGGCUGUUCGGCGGGCUCUAGAUGCAUGCCGAGCCAAAUUUGGUGUGCCAGACCUGAUUGUCAACAAUGCCGCUGCGAAUUUCAUUUCUCCAACUGAGCGACUGUCCUCAAAUGCUUUCGGAACCAUUGUGGACAUCGUCCUCAAAGGUACAGCUAAUGUGACACUACAGACGGGGAAAGAUCUAAUCGCUGCUGGAAAACAUACGCUAAGCAUGCCCAUUUGUGCAUUCAAAUCUCCGGUAACCAACACGAUGACUGAGCUUCUAGCUCGCCGCAACGGAGCAUUUGACGGCGUGCAGGCUACGGUCAGUUGGAGCGUAAGCAGACACGCUGGAACCUUCUUGGCCAUCUCAGCUGUGUACACGCAGACUGGUUCCGCUUAUGUCGUUCCGAGUGCAGCCGCAAAAGCCGGAGUGGAGGCAAUGGUGAAAUCUCUCGCCGUCGAAUGGAGUCGCUAUGGUCUGCGUUUCAACGCCAUCGCUCCCGGCCCUAUCUACACUAAAGGUGCUUUUUCUCGACUCGAUCCGACUGGGGAAUUUGUAAAACGACUGCCAUCCCGAAUCCCGGCACAAAGGCUUGGUACACCCGAAGAAUUGGCCAAUCUUGCUGCCUACCUGCUUUCGGACUACUCUAGUUGGCUCAAUGGACAGGACCGUGAUCUGAGGGUGAUCAACUUUGACGGUGGUGAAACCGUGGCACUGGCUGGUGAAUUUAAUUCUCUGCUUUGUCACCUGAGCGACAAAGACUGGGAUGCCAUAGAGCAACUGAUCCGGAAAAAUAAACAGUCGUGAUUCCUUCAUCCCCAACCGGAUCUAUCACCCACCCCCCGUCGCCACACGUCUUUUUCUUGCUGUGAUAUGGUCACUUUUAUCAUCUUACACCUCUCAGUGACGAACCACCGAGCUCUGUUCAUUCGUUGUCAUUUCUCACCUAUCCGGCAUGUUACUAGUCAUGUUUUUUACGAAACAAAAUAUUUCCCAAU